AUGGGAUAUAGUUAUGAGGAUCGGCAACAGAACAAAGAACCAAGCAAAGAGGAAGAAAGUUUUAGUGGAAACAUCUACACAUGGACUAAUGGAAGGGAGGCAAAUAAGAGGGUUUAUAAGAGGCUAGAUAGACUUAUUAUCAAUGAGAAUUGGGCUGAGAUUAUGGGGCAAACUUUAGGAUUUGAGGAACUCAUUGAGCAAGUUUGGAAUAUGUGUUAUCUGGGAAAUGCUAUGAGAGUACUCCAAGAGAAACUAAAAGAUCUUUCCAGGGAACUUAGCCACUGUUCCAAAACUUCCAUAGGGGAUAUUUAUGAAAAGGUCAAAUUCUAUGAAAAGAUUGUGGAAGACAAAGAAAACAUCAUGGAUGCUGACCCGAGUGAGAAGAACAUGCAAGAUUUGAAUAAGAUGGCUGCUGAAUACACCAGAUAUUUAGGGCUUCAAAGUAGCAUUUUACAACAAAAGGCAAAUCUUCAAUGGAAAGAAGAAGAGGACUCUUGCUCUAAAUAUUUUUUUAGUGUUAUCAAACAAAAGAGAAGAAGAAAUUAUAUCCAUAGAAUCCAGGAUGAAAAUGGAUAUUGGAUAGAAGAUCCCAAUGACAUAGGAAAUGCUGCUGUCCGGUUUUACAGUAAUCUCUUUAGCAAUGACAGUCAACAGAAUGGAUAUGAUUUUGGUGAUCUUAAUCAACUCCAUAGUAUCAUCAAUCAUGAGGACAACGAAAUGCUCACCAGAAUGCCUGAAGAAGAGGAGAUAUUGGUAGUAAUUAGAGAUCUUAGCCCUGAAAGGAAGAAGCUGACUAGGUUUUACACUCAUUCCUGUCUCAUUUUAAUCCCUAAAGUAGAGGCUCCUGAUAGUUUCUCCCAAAUGAGACCAAUUAGCCUUAGUUUCAUUAGUGGUAGAUUAAUCACAGAGAAUGUUAUCCUUACUCAGGAAAUUGUUCAUAAUAUGAGCAAGAACAAGAAAAAGGAGAACAUGAUCAUAAAGCUUGACAUGGAGAAAGCCUAUGACAGAGUGUCCUGGCUUUUCUAUAUGUGGUUCUUGAGAAAAUGGGAAAUCACUGGUUUCACCAUGGAAGCAAAGGGACCACAAAUAAACCAUAUUGCAUACGCAGAUGAUGUGGUUACUUUUACCUCAUGGAAGGAAAAGUCUCUGAGAAGGGUUAUGAGGCAGCUGAGAAGAUAUGAACAGAUCUCAGGACGGAAGAUCAAUGCAAAAAAAAAAAGCUGCUUCAUCACAGCUACUCAUACUGAUAGGGAGAUUAGGAAAAAGAUUAAAAAAGUUACUGGUUUCUAUCAUAAAAAUUUUCCUUUUACUUACUUAGGUUGCCCUAUUUUUACAGGAAGGAAAAAGAUAUGUUAUUUCACAGAGAUGACCACCAAGAUUUUAAAGAAAGCUGGGGCUUGGCAAGGAAAUCUAUUGUCAUUUGGAGGGAAAGCUGUCAUUAUCCAACAACUCCUACAGUCACAGACUAUGCACCUACUUGCUGCUAUAUCUCCUCCUAAAUAUGUUUUGACUCAAAUAGAGAAAUAUUUACAAGAUAUCUUCUGGGGCGAAAAAGAGUGUUACAUGUCGUGUUUUCAUACGUUGGAAAGCGUGCGAGUUAAAUGA
Messenger RNA from Lycium barbarum (goji berry), 1605 nucleotides. RefSeq lists its product as uncharacterized. The record is from RefSeq and is a predicted model, not a curated record. NCBI's taxonomy places the organism in Eukaryota, Viridiplantae, Streptophyta, Magnoliopsida, Solanales, Solanaceae. The coding region runs from base 1 to 1605 and encodes 534 amino acids. The transcript is spliced from 6 exons.